AAAACAGCUGAUUCAAAGCUCUUCAUUCAAAAAAUUCAGUCAAAUGGCUAAUAUCGCACAAAAAGCAACUCAAAACCUGAUAAUCGUAACUGGCUUCGAUAUUUUUGUGGGACAUGAGAUUCGUAACGCAAGUUGGGAAGCUGUUAAGUUGUUGCCAUCAACGAUAAAACAUGAAGAAGUAGAAUAUAGUAUUGAUACGUUAAAAGUACCAGUUUCUUAUGAGGCAGUUGAUGAGAUCAUCCCUAAAAUAUGGGCACGUAAUCCAAAGUUGGUAAUACACUGCGGAGUAAGUGCGAAAGCAAAUAGUAUUACGUUAGAAGCUUGCGCCUACAAUUUUGGAUAUUGUCGCCCUGAUGUAAAUGAAAAGUAUCUCGAGGGAAACUUUGCAAAAUUAGAGCAAAAUGGUAAAGGAAAAAAGAUGCUUCUGACAACGAUAGACAUCGAUAGAAUAGCCAAAGAGCUCAAUGGUGUCGAAGCAUCUUUGAAUUGCGUGUGUCGUCCUGAAUCUAAAUUUAUUUGCUCUACCGACGUGGGAAACUAUUUAUGCGGAUAUAGUUUCCUGAAGAGUUUGGACUAUAAUUUGGAUCGUUCUUUGUUUAUCCAUGUCCCUGAAGUUGACAAACCUUUGAGCUCCGAAACAGUAGCGAAGGGAAUACUUGAUGUCAUCAAGAAGUGUUUAGCGCAAUUACUUGCAAAAGAUUUAUAACAUUUGUACCUCAAUGCUUUCCUAUUGAAUAAAAGUUUUUACAUUUUAUUCUUUUAAUACA
Messenger RNA from Culicoides brevitarsis, 767 nucleotides. RefSeq names its product pyroglutamyl-peptidase 1. The record is from RefSeq and is a predicted model, not a curated record. Bases 44 to 706 code for a protein of 220 amino acids. Lineage: Eukaryota; Metazoa; Arthropoda; Insecta; Diptera; Ceratopogonidae. The transcript is spliced from 2 exons.